AAAAAAAAAAGAAAAAGCCCGGUCAUCAAAUUGUUCAUGCUUGUUUUUAUUGUACUCAGUUGAAUGGGCUAGGCUGUUCCAUGUUUAGUAUUGAUGUGCUGAGGCCCAUUGAUGACGGAUCUUGCAUAUAAAAGAGGUCACUUAAUCCCUUUUUUUUAAAAAAAAAUUUUCCUUUUUUCUUUACUUCCAAUUUUCAUUAAUAUCGCCUUCAACACUACUCAUUCUAUACUUCACAUUAAAAUAACAAAAGAACUCAAGCGGUCAACCAACAUUGCUAUCGAUGCCAUCAAGACAUUUAUCACCCAUGUUUACACAUCUUCAUAGAAAAGUUUCUGAUCUUGUUCAUGGCCGUAAGCAGGAUGACGAUGCUGCCCAUGAUGGUGAUGUUCAAGACGCCAACUUGGUUCCCACUGAUGAUCCAGUUGCAAAUGCUAAUCCUUCCAACAAUUGGGACUAUACCAUCGUUUUUCGGGGCGCCAAGGAUCUACUUCGAGGCGACCUGUUAAGUUCUGAUCCUUUUCUCGAGGCAUACCUUGGACCACCAGAGGAUAAAGAGUCGCUUUCGUUUGUCACUGGUGUCCAAUGGUCGACUUUGAAUCCAACUUGGGAUGCAACUUGGCAUCUGUUGAAUGUUACAGAUGGUAUGCCGCUUCAGAUCUUGGUGAAAGACAAGAACAAGAUGGCAGCCGAUACUGAUCUUGGCAGAGCAGAACUGAUCCUCGGAUCCAAACUCGAAGGGACACGGGAACAUGUGCUUGAUAUCUGGCAAUCUGAUGACCGCAAGCAUGGUCAAGUUUUGAUACAGACGAUUGCUUCCCGAAGUGUUGGAAACUCUGCAGCUCUGGAGAAAGCAUCCACUAGAGGCCCAGCUCGUUUCUCUCGCCACACCAGUUAUGCUGCCGGUGUUUUGACACGGGAAAAGGCUUUUGAGUUCUACACCUACCGAGUUCGUCUUUAUCAUCUCUUUGAAGUCUUUGGAAAUGAUCCUCGGUUUUACCAACACUGGAACACGGAAUAUGAUGCUGCCAAGCGCAUCUUUGCAGACUCAUUGGAGGGCCUUAACAUCCGCAACGCAUUGCAUUCUCAACACUCAUACCUCUACCGUCACAGUCGCACGACUCUCUAUGAUCAAUUGGAGACAGCAGAUCAUUUGGGUCAACUUUUGCAUGGCGACCGCUUGAAAAAGGAUCAAAAUCUGGACUUGAAGACGAUCGUGUUUACAUAUUCGAUUGUUCCAAAGGGCCUCUACUUUUCAGAAACGGGCACUGCUUUUUUCCAAGACUUCAUGUCCAAGCAUGCUAUGCACGCUAAUCGAGCCACAGAGGUGAUGUAUUCUGGAGAGUUCCGUCUGUUCAGAGAUCCGGACCAUAAUGAUGAUUGGACUCUAUUGAUUGAUAACAACUCUGGUACAUAUGGUCCUAAAAAGGAAGAGUUGUGGAAGGUACAGAGGGUCUUUGAGUUAAACUUCCCAGACUUGGUGGUCAGGGCUGUAGAUAGAGAGGAUCCCUAUCUUCUGGAGAUCAAGGAGGCGACCAAGCAAGCUGAAGCUAUGCAGGCAUCUCAACAGUCUCAAAGGUGGACACUUUUCGGUGGUAUUAACAGCAAAACCGAAGAAACGAUGCCACCAGCUGAGCAUGUAUGCGAGGUGUAA
Messenger RNA from Lobosporangium transversale, 1651 nucleotides. RefSeq lists its product as hypothetical. The record is from RefSeq and is a predicted model, not a curated record. The coding region runs from base 281 to 1651 and encodes 456 amino acids. Lineage: Eukaryota; Fungi; Mortierellomycota; Mortierellomycetes; Mortierellales; Mortierellaceae. The transcript is spliced from 4 exons.